AUGGCACGUGAACAGGACUACUGCACUCUCAUGUCUGGGCUGCAGGAGCUUGAUUUCCAAGCGGAAGCAGUGCCCAGCGAUCUCGUACUAAUAGGUGAACAUGCCUUUCCACUUGCCAUGAAUCCAAGAGGUCAGGUGCUGAUGGCUGCAUCUCAUUACGGUCAGGGACGUAUAGUGGUGUUGGGGCAUGAGGAAUACCUAACACGCUUUCCUGGCCUCAUAAAGAAUGCCGUAAUGUGGCUCAUGCAAUGUACUGGUGAUUCCGGCAUUGUAGGGAUCAAGGGGAGUUUACGUUCAGUGGCUGACAACUUGAACUGCUCCCCUAUCAAGACAGAGCUAGGAGACUUUCGGGAUGGAUUAGCUAUAUAUAUCACAGAUGCUUACAGUGUCGAGACCUGUGCAAAGGAUCUGAUUGCUUUCCUCAAAGCUGGAGGUGGUUUGAUCAUUGCUGGCCAAGCCUGGAGUUGGUCUUAUGACCAUCCACAAGAAAACACUAUAAGGAACUUCCCAGGAAACAAGGUAAUAGGCAAAGACUUCAAAGAUGAUCUAGAGUUCCUGCUACAAGGUGUGUCCGAGUUUGACACCAAAGGUAGGGAUAUAGCAUCUGAGGUGAUGGUGCACGGACCAUUAGCAUUUCCCAUUGCGGUCACUCCGGCUGGAAAAGCAUUCAUUGCUGGUGCCUAUUAUGGACAAGGUCGAGUAAUUCUGGUAUCCCAUGAAUGGUACCUGAGCCGGGACUCUCUGUCCACAUUCAUGAUCAAUGCAAUCAAGUGGCUUGAUGAGGGUCAGACGGGUGCUAUUGGGAUCCUACCCAAACUCAAAGCAGCCCACGCAGUACUGAGCAAAUCAGGUUUAGAUUGCCAGAUGACUGGCUUCAGAGAAGAUCUAAGCGUCUACGUCUGCACUUCUUACAGUGAUGCCCAGUGUGCAGAGAUCCAAGAAUUUGUUGCUGAAGGCGGAGGUCUUCUGAUUGGGGGUCAUGCCUGGUAUUGGGCCCAGACCCACCCUGGCUGCAAUGUGUUGACCGAAUGCCCAGGAAAUCACAUUCUUAACAAGAUGGGAUUGAGCCUCUUAGGCAACACCUUGGGUGGAGGGUUAUAUAAGGCCCCAGAAAUAGAGCAUUGGUGUAGAGAGGGGUACUACUUUCGUAGCAUGCUGCAGCGCUUUGUCGAACAUGUAAGGCAGGGGCAAGAACUGACUGAUCAUGAACAGGGCUGCUUGAAGCAGCUGGGCUGCGACUGUGCAAAUUACCUUCGUAUGUGUUCUUAUGACAGUGCCGCCUACACUUCAGUGCUAGCACUUCUUACUGACAUAGUGAAGGAGGUAGGAGUUCCACAGGUGUCCAGUAAUUGUCCUGUUAAGAGUGCCAAAGACCGCCUGAUGCUCCACAUUGCGACUGAGGUAUACAAAGUGUCACCCAAUCCUGAUGCCCUUCUUCCAUACAUCAUCAAGGACAGACCCGACUUGCCCACUGUGUCUAAUGCAAGAGUUCGGAUCAGUGCAAACACUGAGGCUCAUAAAGAAUGGAUAAGCACAGGCUUAUAUCUUUCUCCUGGUAUGAAGACGUUCAUAACAAUACCUCCAGAGAUUGUUGGAAAAAAUUGGCAGGUGCAGCUUGGUUGCCAGACAGAUAACAUUGAUAGAGCAAACAUCCUGAAACGUGCUCCUGUGGUCCAUGAGCGAUUCCACUUGGACAAAGAAAUGGUCCAGGUCAGGAAUCUGUGGGGAGGGCUCAUCUACCUAAUUGCACCUCCUCAGAGCAAAGUGGAUCGGGUGGAAAUUGUCGUGCAGGUCUCAGUACAGGCUCCAUACUUCAAAUCUGGAGAGACAAGUGUAGCUGACUGGGUGAGCAGGAUCCGUUCGGCACCUGCCCCCUGGGCAGAACUUGAGUUUGAGAAUAUCAUCAUCACAUUAGAAUCCCAGUUUAUAAGGAAUCUGGACCGACCUGAUGAGGUGGCUAAACUUUGGGAUGCCAUAAUGAGAAGCAUAGCUGACCUGGCAGCAAAGCCUGCCAAGUUUCCCCGCAAGGAGCGGUUUGUUGCAGAUGUUCAGAUCUCUAGCGGUUUCAUGCAUUCUGGAUAUCCCAUCAUGAUGCACUCCAUCUCUGCCCCAGAACUAAUAAACAUAGAGGAAGCCUAUAAAAGUGGUCUUUGGGGACAAAUUCAUGAGUUGGGUCAUAACCAGCAGCGUGGAGUUUGGGAGUUCCCUCCACACACCACUGAGUGCACCUGCAACCUGUGGUCAGUGUACAUACAUGAGGAAGUGCUGCGAUUGAAUAGAGCUAAUGCUCAUCCCAACAUGACUCUAGAAAACCGCCAGGCUCGUACCAAGAUGUAUUGCAAUGGCGGUAAGGAUUUAAAUAGCUGGAGUGUGUGGACAGCACUCGAGACUUACAUGCAGCUUCAGGAAAAAUUUGGCUGGGAUGCUUUUAAGAAAGUUUUUGCCAUCUACCAUGAUAUGAGUGGAGUGCCAAAUGAUAAUGCAGGCAAGAUGAAUCUGUAUGCUGAGACCUUCUCCAAGGUGGUCAACCUGAAUUUGUGCCCCUUCUUCAAAGCGUGGGGUUGGCCCAUCCAGCCCAACACAGAAGAGAAGAUCUCUCAUCUCCCUGAGUGGAGUGACCAUCCUAUGGUCCAGUACGCAUAAGAACGUCUCAGAUAGCUUUUAAAAUUUGCAGUGCCGGUUUUAUUGUAAUUGAGGGGCAAGAUUAAGUAUAAAAUUAUAUAUGCUUAUCUGGAGUUUCAUGGACAUUAUUGUUUUCAUGAAAAAUUGAUCCAUAUCAGUGUGAGGCAAAAAAAAAAAAAAAAAAUCUUGUUUUAAUAAAAUGUGGCUAUAGGGUAAGUGGGUUAAGAUUAAGUACAGUAUAACCUGAACGUGCAUGUUAAAAACACAACAUAUACAUAAAAACUAAAAAGUAAACCUUGGCCUGGUCCAGUUUAGUGCUUUAGUAGUUUUUGUUUACAUGUCACUUAUAUGCCCCAGUGGUCUUUUGACUUUAUACUGUCUGUGAUAGAGGCCUUUCAUGGUGUUUGCUUUCACACUGUUCCUAGAUUUUCAUUUCGAAACACAAGAAGAAAAAUGUUUUGUACAAGUUUAAAUGUGUUGCAGCAAAGAAUGAUGACUACUGACGACAAUGUAGCAGUCGCCUCAAUGCUGUAUUGUUUUGUAUGAUAACAUGUUCUGCCACAUAUAUUUGGAAUCAUGCAACUGUCAAAUUAAAGUGAUCCUGGGACACUCCUGGGUGAAGUGUGAAAAAAUAUCACAUACAUUUAACAAUAUAACCAAUGUCUCUCUGCAUACAUAUAAUAAACUCACAUAAAGUGAUAUAUACUAUAGCUAAUCUCAACUGCUUGAUUGUUUAUAUCAUUAUUAAAUGUGUAAACUAUAACAUCGCUCAGCUCUAAACUAAAUCUGCACAAUUAGGCAUCAAAGUACUAUAAACAUUAAUAUCAGGAAUUACCAUAAUGCUGCUUACAAUGCAUAUUGUAAAUAAAACACUAUACACAUACAAUUGACUUGACUUUUGAUGCAAAAAUAUGUAAGACAAAAAUUUCUGCAAGCUCUGAGACCUCUAAAAUGAAAAAGUAUUCAAAUCAUAACAAUGCUUUCUUUUCAAGAUACAAACAUUUUUGAUAUAUAAGUGUUUCAUUUCUGCCAAGGAAUAUCAAUAUGAGAUGUGUCACAAAAAUGAAAAUUUACAGAGUUUCAGUAACAGUACUAGCUACAUUAAACUGCUAUACUUAAUGUUGAAUAUAAUGUAUAAUAAUGCAAUUGGGCAAUAUGUGUGAUAAUGCCAAAUGUCUGAUUGUUACCAGUAAAAAGGGCUUACAUUAUAUGCAUAGUAGCUACAAUUCAGUAUUUUCAGGUUCAGAAUCAUGAAUAUUUUUAUUCUGGUGUCACCAUUGUUUUACUGCUUUAAUAAGUUCUCUCUUAGGUUUCAGCUAUCCUAAUUUUAAUUUCAUGUUAAAAUUCAGUUUUAUUGUUCAGUGACACACCCAAUCAAAUCUUGAAAUAUUGUAAAUUCUUUAUUGAGCUGUAUGUACAACAAAGUUAUUGAACAUUGUUAAUGUUUUGGAAAUAAAUCUGAAUUGAA
Molecule: messenger RNA, 4090 nt
Organism: Ctenopharyngodon idella (grass carp)
Lineage: Eukaryota; Metazoa; Chordata; Actinopteri; Cypriniformes; Xenocyprididae
Product: TRPM8 channel-associated factor homolog
Exons: 7
Coding region: 1-2643 (880 amino acids)
Source: RefSeq, a predicted model, not a curated record